AAUAACUUGUCCUGUGGGUGUCUCCGGCAGAAUGAAAGCUGGGUCAAGGUGGAGAGGUGAAAAGAAUCGCUCCCGUCUUCGUCAGGAAGAUUUCCCACCUCGCAUUGUUGAACACCCUUCAGACCUGAUUGUCUCCAAGGGGGAGCCUGCCACUUUGAACUGCAAAGCUGAAGGCCGCCCCACACCGACUAUCGAGUGGUACAAGGGUGGGGAGCGAGUGGAGACAGACAAGGAUGAUCCUCGCUCGCACCGAAUGUUGCUGCCAAGUGGAUCUUUAUUUUUCUUACGUAUAGUACAUGGACGGAAGAGUAGGCCUGACGAAGGGGUCUACAUCUGUGUAGCAAGGAAUUACCUUGGAGAGGCUGUGAGCCACAACGCAUCGCUGGAGGUAGCUAUACUACGGGAUGACUUCAGACAAAACCCUUCAGAUGUCAUGGUGGCAGUAGGUGAGCCUGCAGUAAUGGAAUGCCAGCCUCCUCGGGGCCAUCCAGAGCCCACUAUCUCCUGGAAAAAGGAUGGCUCACCCCUGGAUGAUAAAGAUGAAAGAAUCACUAUACGAGGAGGGAAGCUCAUGAUCACUUAUACCCGUAAAAGUGACGCUGGCAAGUACGUUUGUGUUGGUACCAACAUGGUUGGGGAACGAGAGAGUGAAGUUGCAGAGCUAACUGUUUUAGAGAGACCAUCAUUUGUGAAGAGACCUAGUAAUUUGGCAGUAACUGUGGAUGACAGUGCAGAAUUUAAAUGUGAGGCCCGAGGAGACCCUGUGCCUACAGUUCGAUGGAGGAAAGAUGAUGGAGAGCUGCCCAAAUCCAGAUAUGAAAUCCGAGAUGAUCAUACUUUGAAAAUCCGGAAGGUGACGGCUGGUGACAUGGGAUCUUACACAUGUGUUGCAGAGAAUAUGGUUGGGAAAGCCGAAGCAUCAGCCACUCUGACCGUUCAAGAACCUCCACAUUUUGUGGUGAAGCCUCGCGACCAGGUUGUUGCCUUGGGACGAACUGUGACUUUCCAGUGUGAAGCAACUGGAAAUCCUCAGCCAGCUAUAUUUUGGAGAAGAGAGGGGAGUCAGAAUCUGCUUUUCUCAUACCAGCCACCACAGUCAUCCAGCCGGUUUUCAGUGUCCCAGACUGGGGACCUCACUAUUACUAACGUGCAGCGGUCUGAUGUUGGUUACUAUAUCUGUCAGACUUUAAAUGUUGCUGGAAGUAUCAUCACAAAGGCAUAUUUGGAAGUUACUGAUGUGAUUGCAGACCGGCCUCCCCCAGUCAUUCGACAAGGUCCUGUGAAUCAGACUGUAGCAGUGGAUGGUACUUUAGUCCUCAGCUGUGUGGCCACAGGCAGCCCAGCGCCCACAAUUCUGUGGAGGAAAGACGGGGUCCUUGUUUCAACCCAGGAUUCUCGGAUCAAACAGCUGGAGAGUGGCCUGCUACAGAUCCGAUACGCUAAGCUGGGUGACACCGGUCGGUACACCUGCAGUGCGUCAACCCCCAGCGGUGAGGCCACGUGGAGCGCUUACAUUGAAGUCCAGGAAUUUGGAGUUCCGGUUCAACCUCCGAGACCCACCGACCCCAAUUUAAUCCCCAGUGCCCCCUCAAAGCCUGAAGUUACAGAUGUCAGCAAAAACACAGUAACUUUAUUGUGGCAGCCAAACUUGAACUCAGGAGCAACCCCGACAUCUUAUAUUAUAGAAGCCUUCAGUCAUGCGUCUGGUAGCAGCUGGCAGACUGUGGCAGAAAAUGUGAAAACAGAAACAUUUGCCAUCAAAGGACUCAAACCUAAUGCAAUUUACCUUUUCCUGGUGAGGGCAGCUAAUGCAUAUGGGAUUAGUGAUCCAAGCCAAAUAUCAGAUCCAGUGAAAACACAAGAUGUCCCACCAACCAGUCAAGGGGUGGACCACAAGCAGGUCCAAAGAGAGCUGGGGAAUGUUGUCUUGCACCUCCACAACCCUACCAUCCUUUCCUCCUCUUCAGUCGAAGUACACUGGACAGUGGACCAACAAUCUCAGUAUAUUCAAGGAUAUAAAAUUCUCUACCGGCCAUCCGGAGCCGGCCACGGUGAAUCCGAGUGGUUAGUUUUUGAAGUGAGGACCCCAACCAAAAACAGUGUGGUGAUUCCUGAUCUCAGAAAAGGCGUCAACUAUGAGAUUAAGGCUCGCCCAUUUUUUAAUGAGUUUCAAGGAGCAGACAGUGAGAUCAAAUUUGCCAAAACCUUAGAGGAAGCACCAAGUGCCCCUCCCCGAAGUGUAACUGUAUCAAAGAACGAUGGAAAUGGGACCGCAAUCCUGGUCACUUGGCAACCACCUCCUGAAGAUACACAGAAUGGAAUGGUCCAAGAAUAUAAGGUUUGGUGUCUGGGGAAUGAAACUCGGUAUCACAUAAACAAGACGGUGGACGGUUCUACCUUGUCUGUGGUCAUCCCCUCUCUGGUUCCUGGGAUCCGCUACAGCGUGGAGGUGGCCGCAAGCACUGGGGCUGGUCCUGGGGUGAAGAGUGAGCCUCAGUUCAUCCAGCUAGAUUCUCAUGGAAACCCCGUGUCUCCCGAGGACCAAGUGAGCCUUGCCCAGCAGAUCUCAGAUGUGGUGAAGCAGCCGGCUUUCAUUGCGGGCAUCGGGGCAGCCUGUUGGAUUAUCCUCAUGGUCUUCAGCAUCUGGCUUUACAGGCACCGCAAGAAGAGGAACGGGCUCAGCAGCACAUACGCAGGCAUAAGGAAAGUCCCGUCCUUUACCUUCACACCAACAGUAACUUAUCAAAGAGGAGGCGAAGCUGUCAGCAGUGGAGGGAGGCCAGGACUUCUCAACAUUAGUGAACCUGCCGCACAACCAUGGCUGGCCGACACGUGGCCCAACACAGGCAACAAUCACAAUGACUGCUCCAUCAACUGCUGCACAGCAGGCAAUGGGAACAGCGACAGCAACCUGACAACCUACAGCCGCCCAGCUGAUUGUAUAGCAAAUUAUAACAACCAACUGGAUAACAAACAAACAAAUCUGAUGCUCCCUGAGUCAACUGUUUAUGGUGAUGUGGACCUUAGUAACAAAAUCAAUGAGAUGAAAACCUUCAAUAGCCCAAAUCUGAAGGACGGGCGUUUUGUCAAUCCAUCAGGGCAGCCCACUCCCUAUGCCACUACGCAGCUCAUCCAGGCAAACCUCAGCAACAACAUGAACAAUGGCGGCGGGGACUCCAGCGAGAAGCACUGGAAGCCUCCAGGACAGCAGAAACAGGAAGUGGCACCAAUUCAGUAUAACAUCAUGGAGCAAAACAAGCUCAACAAAGAUUAUCGGGCAAAUGACACAAUCCCUCCAACCAUCCCGUACAACCAGUCCUAUGACCAGAAUACAGGAGGAUCUUACAACAGCUCAGAUCGGGGCAGCAGUACAUCUGGGAGUCAAGGGCACAAGAAAGGGGCCCGUACACCAAAGGCACCCAAGCAGGGUGGCAUGAACUGGGCAGACUUGCUUCCCCCUCCCCCGGCGCAUCCGCCUCCACACAGCAACAGCGAAGAAUACAGCAUGUCAGUAGAUGAAAGCUAUGACCAAGAAAUGUCAUGUCCUGUGCCACCUGCAAGGAUGUAUUUGCAACAGGAUGAGUUAGAAGAAGAGGAAGAUGAAAGAGGCCCAACGCCCCCUGUGCGGGGGGCAGCUUCUUCUCCAGCUGCGGUGUCCUACAGUCACCAGUCUACAGCCACCCUCACCCCUUCUCCUCAGGAGGAGCUCCAGCCCAUGUUGCAGGACUGCCCGGAGGACAUGGGCCACAUGCCCCAUCAACCAGACAGGAGACGGCAGCCCGUGAGCCCUCCUCCACCACCGCGGCCAAUUUCCCCACCUCAUACUUACGGCUACAUUUCAGGACCCCUUGUCUCAGAUAUGGAUACAGAUGCCCCAGAAGAGGAGGAAGACGAAGCUGACAUGGAAGUUGCCAAAAUGCAGACUAGAAGGCUUUUGUUACGUGGGCUUGAGCAGACCCCAGCCUCCAGUGUCGGGGACCUUGAGAGCUCCGUCACUGGGUCCAUGAUCAAUGGCUGGGGCUCAGCCUCAGAAGAGGACAACAUUUCCAGCGGGCGCUCCAGUGUCAGUUCUUCGGAUGGCUCCUUUUUCACGGAUGCUGAUUUUGCCCAGGCAGUUGCAGCAGCCGCGGAAUAUGCUGGCCUGAAAGUGGCUCGUCGCCAAAUGCAGGAUGCUACUGGCCGACGACAUUUCCAUGCCUCUCAGUGUCCUAGGCCCACGAGUCCUGUGUCUACAGACAGCAACAUGAGCGCUGCUGUCAUCCAGAAAGCGAGACCCGCCAAGAGACAAAAACACCAGCCAGGACAUCUGCGCAGAGAAGCCUAUACAGAUGACCUUCCACCCCCGCCAGUGCCACCACCUGCUAUAAAAUCGCCCACUGUCCAGUCGAAGGCACAGCUGGAGGUGCGACCUGUAAUGGUGCCGAAACUCCCGUCUUUAGAAGCAAAACCAGACAGAUCAUCAGACAGAAAAGGAGGCAGUUACAAGGGGAGAGAAGCACUGGAUGCCAGACAAGCCACUGACCUGCGAGCAAAUCCGAGUGACCCCAGAGAAGCACAGGAGCAGCAAAAUGAUGGGAAAGGACGAGGAAACAAGGCAGCAAAGCGAGACCUUCCACCAGCAAAGACACACCUCGUCCAAGGUACUGAUUCUCCAAACUGCAGACAAAGGCAGAAUUCCCUAAGAAUUCCCUACAUGGGUAGGCCUUUUGUAGCUAUAUGA
Messenger RNA from Psammomys obesus (fat sand rat), 4720 nucleotides. It is a transcript of the gene Robo1, whose product is annotated as roundabout guidance receptor 1. NCBI's taxonomy places the organism in Eukaryota, Metazoa, Chordata, Mammalia, Rodentia, Muridae. The transcript is spliced from 27 exons. Bases 32 to 4720 code for a protein of 1562 amino acids. Gene Ontology annotation, molecular function: protein binding; axon guidance receptor activity. The record is from RefSeq and is a predicted model, not a curated record. Gene Ontology annotation, cellular component: plasma membrane; axon. Gene Ontology annotation, biological process: cell-cell adhesion; Roundabout signaling pathway; axon guidance.